AUGCCGCUGCGCAAGGAGCCACCAACGCCGCGCUCGGCCGCGGUGGCCGCACGGCUUGACGGCGCACAGCAAGCCGGCACGUCUUCAGCCACCGCCCUGGGGCCGCUCAUCCCGGUGCGGCCCGGACAGACGUCGCUGCGGCGCCAGGCGAUCCUGACGGAGGACGAGUACACGUCGGCGCUAUCGGCGGUCAUCAAGCGCGACUUCUUCCCGGACCUCGAUCGCAUGACGGCCGAGAACGAGUAUUUGGCAGCCGUCGAGGCCGACGAUCCGCGCCGCAUCCGGACGGCGCUCGAACGGCUGCUGAGCUUCGAUGGUCAGCAACGCGGCCCUGCGUCCACAGCGCGCAAGACACGCAGCUCGGGACGAAAAACUCCCGCCACGGAUGUGAGGGCGACGAGAGGCGAGUGGGACGACACGCCGGUAGCGUCUGCUUCGACGUCCAAGGUGUUCGACCCCACGCUCACGCCGGCCAUCAGCACACCUGGCCCGGACGCGCGGCUAGAAGAGCAGGGCACGGACGAUGCCGAGCCGAGCUCGGGGAUCGUUCCCGAUGUGAGCCUGUCGCUCGCCGGCUUUCAGGCGCGCUAUACGAGCGAAGACAAUGCGAGCUUCGCGCAGCUGCUCGAGCGCGGCAACGAGGAGCGCAAGCGCAAGCAUGCGUGGCUGUACGCGCGCGAGCGUGCGUCGGUCGAGCAGCGCCGUCGCAUCGAGUCGAUCGAGCGCCAAGAGGCAGAGGCCGGGCGCAGGCUGGCCAUCGAGGCGAAUCCGGACCAUCCAAAGUUGAUCGCCGAGGGAAAGGCGACGCUUCUCCUCGAAGGCAAGGGCGGCAGCAAGGCGUCGGAGCCACAGUCAGCGCUAGAACCAGAUCCGCAGAAGAAAGACACGGACCCGAUGGACGAUCUCAUCCUCGUACCGGAACCAAGGCGAGACGACCGCCGCCCGCCGCCGGGACUGGGUCGGUGGAAGUACACCGCGCGCAAUGCGCUCCUCUUCGGGCCGGACGCCAACGCCGACUCUCUGCGCGCACCCGGCGCCGAGACCGCCACCGACGACGAAGCCACCACGAACUUUGCUGCGAUCCAGAAGCUGGAUGGGAGCGAAGGUGCGGGCGGCGCCGAGGCGGAGGGUGGGAGUGAGGCUGGGUGGUCGCCGAGCAGUUCGCGUGUGGAUGCGGCGAUUGCGCGCGGGCGUGCCGGGUCGGUCGCAUCUUCUUUCGACGCGCACGAGUCGCCCCGCGUCAACGGGUACGGAUUUGUGACGCCGUAUCUGACGCCGCAGCAUGCAGUUGAUGACGAGCAUCUACGGAUUUACAAUGCGAUCAAGGCGCGGCGCACGCCCGGCGAUGCAGACGCAGAAGCGGGCAGCGCAGGAGGGAGGGGGUUCGAGUUGCCGCGUCUGGGCAAGCGCGAGGAGCUGGCACAAAAGCUUGCGACGCCAGCAGCUAAGCGGGUUAAGCCCAGUCCUUACGGGACGCAAAAGUACACCGGACUGGCAGGGUUGAGAGCGCGCGCAUUCGCGUCGCCCGCAAAGCAGAGCGCUGCCGCUCUCAGUCCUGCAGCACGAGCACUGCUCGAUCGAAGCACACGAACGCUCACUCCCGCACCAUCCGUCACACGCACUGCCUCCGCUCACGGCUCUACCACUCCUGCCUUCCGUAUUGGAGAUCGAGGCUGGACACCUACACCACAGCAUCCCCAGCGCCGCGCGCGCUAA
Molecule: messenger RNA, 1716 nt
Organism: Moesziomyces antarcticus
Lineage: Eukaryota; Fungi; Basidiomycota; Ustilaginomycetes; Ustilaginales; Ustilaginaceae
Product: aspartate aminotransferase
Exons: 1
Coding region: 1-1716 (571 amino acids)
Cellular component (GO): catalytic step 2 spliceosome
Source: RefSeq, a predicted model, not a curated record